This is a messenger RNA of Puntigrus tetrazona (Sumatra barb), 4821 nucleotides long. Its product is annotated as serine/threonine-protein kinase NIM1. Gene Ontology annotation, biological process: protein phosphorylation; intracellular signal transduction; microtubule cytoskeleton organization. The record is from RefSeq and is a predicted model, not a curated record. The transcript has 4 exons. The coding region runs from base 931 to 2265 and encodes 444 amino acids. NCBI's taxonomy places the organism in Eukaryota, Metazoa, Chordata, Actinopteri, Cypriniformes, Cyprinidae. Gene Ontology annotation, cellular component: cytoplasm. Gene Ontology annotation, molecular function: tau-protein kinase activity; ATP binding; protein serine/threonine kinase activity.
AACAUGUUUCCUCGGUUCAGAGAAACUAAUUAGUGAUAACAGAGGAAGUGCAUUCUGUGAAAACAUCACUACAUCUUUUGGAAUCUAGGCUACUUAAAAGUAUGGAUACAUAGAAGAAAGAUUUAACAAGGGGGGAAGUAAAAGUAGAAGUAAAUAAAUGGUGCAAUGCUUAAAUCUUAAAUCUAAAACCAUGCCAUAUACUUAAUCCCAUGCCAUGAAUUAAUAUUUAUUGCUUUGUUGUCAUCACUUGGUACAGUGGUAUACUCUGUUUUUGGUGUAUAUGGUAAUAUUUUAAGUUUAUUAAAUAAAUGCAAGGUUUUUUUUUUCAUUGAUUUUUAUAUAUAAAUGUUGAUUUGACCGCGCUACUAAUUAAUGCAGUGCAAAUGAAAAUAAUUGGUGAUGUGCAAAUGUUUUAAUACAUCAAACAUGUUUAUUCGCCCAUUUUUCUUAAUGAAUACAGGGUCGAUUCAACCUGCUGUAUGCGCUCUUGAGGCCUCGACACACGUUUUUCCACCAUCGCAGACACAUGAAAAUGACCCGAUUUGUGGAAAUCACGGGUUAAACCUUUCAACCAUUAUCACCCAAGAAAAAAGAAGUAUGGGGUUGAGCCGUUUAUUACGGGCUUUUCAGCUACGUUUAAACAGUAAAAUCAUUUUAUUAAACGAACAGAUUAUAAAUAAGGUAAAUGCACAAAUCUCAGAACGGUUUAAAAAUCACUGCUAGAAAAAAAAACUGAACAGGCCUUAUCUUACAUCAAGUGAUGCGUUCCCAUCAAAAAUAGUAUGCUUUUGUCGGCUGUUGGGGUGUGUUACGGUGGACAUUAUUACGUCCGUCUAAUUGGAUUAAGCGCCAGUGAUCGCUGGAGGAUUGAAGACUGUAGAGUGAGAGGUUGUUGUGCUGUUCUCUACGUCCAUUCAUACAGGCACCAGCAUGAAGGAUCCGCAGCUACCAGGUACCAAAGCACUAAACGUCUGGGCGAAGCGACAUGGGAAAAAGGGAAAGAACGAGCCAGCGGCCCAACCGGCCCAGAAGGAAGCGGAAACACGCAAGGCUCCGGCGCUGACCCCCGAGCAACGAGCGAAGCAGACGGCCUUCGAGAGGGUCCUGUAUGACAUGUCCAACAACGAGCAGGUCAUCGCUGACAUAAUGCUGGGCCGCAGGAUUGCUUUCUAUGAACUCAGAGGAGAAAUCGGGACCGGGAAUUUCUCCCAGGUCAAACUGGGCGUUCACGCUUUGACUAAAGAGCGCGUCGCAGUAAAAAUUCUCAAUAAGGCGCGCCUCGACAAGAAGUCGCAGAACCUUUUCGCCUCAGAGAUCGUCUGCAUGGAGAAACUCUCCCACCCCAACAUCGUGCGUCUGUACGAGGUGCUUGAGACCGGUAAGCAUUUGUACCUCGCGAUGGAGUACGGCAGCGGAGGGGACCUGUUCUCUCGCAUCACCAGCAGGGGGCGCCUGUCGGACCUUGAAAGCAAGCUCGUCUUCGCCCAGAUCAUCUCUGCCAUCAAAUACAUGCAUGAAAGCAACGUCGUCCAUCGCGACCUGAAAGCCGAAAACGUUUUUUACACCACGUGCUACUGCAUCAAAGUGGGCGACUUCGGUUUCAGCGUGGUCAGCGAGCCGGGCGAAACUCUCAACACGUUUUGCGGCUCCCCGCCGUACGCGGCCCCCGAGCUGUUCAGAGACAAAAGCUACGUGGGGCGCCACGUGGACGUCUGGGCGCUGGGCGUCCUGCUCUACUUCAUGGUGACCGCCACGAUGCCUUUCUACGCCGACAACUUAGGCCGCCUGAAACGCUGCAUCCUGCAGGGGGCGUACAGCAUCCCUCCCUACGUCCCCGACUCCUGCCAGCUGGCCAUCAAAGGCAUGCUGAGGCCGGUGCCUGUGGACCGCACCGCGGUGUCACAGCUGAUGGCGUGCUCCUGGCUGAGGGGCGUCGAAUACCCCAAACCCUAUCCUGCGUUCAGCGCGACGCCCAACUUCCUGGCUGACCCCGCGAAGAGCCUGUGCGUGGAGGAACGGGAAGUGAAGUCGGCCCUGAACGAGCUGGGCAUCAGUGGCACGCACCUGCAGAAUAACACCUGCACUGACUGCCGCAGCCCGAUAACAGGGAUCUACCGUAUCCUGCUGCACCGCAUCCAGAAGAGGAGAUCCGUGGAAGCCGUGGGAUAUUCCGGCCUGUACCCGGAGGAUUUCGGCACUAAGGCGUACUGGGCCAACAACGCGACUGCUAAACACAAUCCUUCCGCGGUGUGCAACGUCUUAUGAAGAGCUCUUUUUAAUGGCUCGUGGAUGGAAGCAAUGCUUGGGGAAGUAAUGAACUGACGUGUAUGAAAUUGUGCCGAUUUGAUUACGAAUCCCAGCGCACCAGAGUCGAUUACCGAGAACAUUUGAUCAUGUUUUUUGUCAAAUCUGUUGAUCUGCUGCUGAAUCUAGUACUGUAAGUGAUGUAAUGACGGCUCGACAGCACUGUAGCCCACUUGCUGAAAUGAAUCUUUUUUUUCCUUUUUAGAGAAUCGGAAACGUACAGAGCAACAAGCGUAGCCCGAUUCCCGAUAUGGCUCUUACGAGACGGUUCUUUUUAAUGAUUCAAGAACAUACAUUGCACCAAGUGUAGCCCGAUUGCCGAAAUGAAUCACUCUUAUGAGUCAGUACUUUUAAACGAAUCUAAAUGCAGCACAACAAGUGUAGCCUGAUUCCAGAAACGAAUCACUCGUUUGAGUCAGUUCUUUUAAACGAAUCUAAAUACAGAGCAACAAGUGUAGCCCGAUUCCAGAAACGAAUCACUCGUUUGAGUCGGUUCUUUUAAACGAAUCUAAAUGCAGCACAACAAGUGUAGCCCGAUUCCAGAAACGAAUCACUCGUUUGAGUCAGUUCUUUUAAACGAAUCUAAAUGCAGCACAACAAGUGUAGCCUGAUUCCAGAAACGAAUCACUCGUUUGAGUCAGUUCUUUUAAACGAAUCUAAAUACAGAGCAACAAGUGUAGCCCGAUUCCAGAAACGAAUCACUCGUUUGAGUCGGUUCUUUUGAACAAAUCUAUAUACAGCGCAUCAAGUGAAGCCUGAUUCCUGAACUGGCUCUUACGAGGCAUUCAAAUCAAGAACAUGACUCGAAUACGAAUGACUCUAAGUCAUUUUCUUUUAGGGAAUCAUACAUGUAGACCAAUUCUAAUAAAAGUUAAUUAUUUUAGUGAAUUAAAGUACAGUGCACCAGGUGUAGCCCACUUGCUGAAAUAAAUGACUCUUACAAGCCUAUUCAUAAUAGCUAAUCGAAACGUUCUUUGUACAGUGCAUCAAGUUUAGCCUAAUUCCCAAAGUAAAAGUCUGCUCUUUUUAAUAAUUCUAAAUGCAUUAAAAGAAAUGUAGCUGGAUUGCCAGAACAUCUCAUAAAAGAUGGCUCUUUUCAAUAAAUCAAGAAGAUACAGUGCAUCAAAUGUAGCCUAAAACAUGUGUAUGAUUCCCAAAAUGAAUGACUCUUACAGGUUAUUUUCUUUUAGUGAAUCAAAAACAUACUGUGCAUUAAUUGCAGAGCGAACGAUUGAUUCAAACGAAUGAUUCAAACCGGCGCUUUCAGUGAAUCAAAACACAGUUCAGAUGUUUUCCGAAUUUUCAAUUUUCAAUUUUGAAAGAAAUGUUACAACGAGCCUGUUGUUUUCAGCUAAUCAAAAACGUACAUCGUGAGGGCCUGGUUCACGAAAUGACCUUUUUGUAGGGAACGGCUCAAAAAAACGGGACCGAAUCAUCGUAACUGAUUCAAUUCGGUUCAGUUUUUAGAACCUCACUUAAAAAUGUUGAUAGCUGCUUUCAAUUUAACAGCCUGUGCGUUAGCCUAAAUAUACAAAUCAAAACAUUUUACGUAAGCACACACACACACACACACUAACGGAGGACGUUUUAUUUAGCAGUCGAUCACUAAGUGGUCAUUUACUGUUGCCAAGUUGAAUAAGGAGACACGGCCAAUGCUUAACGGUUAGGAAAACAUUCGAUACAUUGAUUGAGAAGUCGUUCGUUUGAUAGAGGCCUAGUCUGAGCCGCAGCUUUAGUCUGAGUGUCAUAUGCGAGUAAAUAUUUGCAAUAAACCGGUUAAUGGCUGCUCUGGCCUUGUGUAACAAAGUUCACAUGUAUUUGCACAAAAGCCUGACAGAUUUGAUGGACUCUACUGCCAUCUGUUUCUAUUAAAAUAACCGCUUAGCAAUCAUUUGCUGAUCUCAGGCGGGGGUUACAUUAAAUGUGCGACGCGAAGGAUUAAACGCUAAUCGGCUGUUAAUCCAAAUUAGCGUGGUGCUUUAAAAAAAAAAGCUGUUACUUUAUAGUCUAUAGAGUUAAUCACCUUUAUGCUAAGGGAAACAAGCCGUGGCACAUUCAUAUUAGGAAUGGAGGAGAUCUGCCAAGACGCUGUUUAUACAGGCAUAAUAGCGUUUUGUAGUGACACACAUAUGCCUUCGACUUUCUAAAUCACAUCUAGAAGCGCGUUUCAUGUUACUGAACCUCAUAUCGCUCAUCGAUCGGUUAUCCAUUCGCAGCGGAGCGCGUGAUUUGAUGCGCGAUCGCACGUUAACGUUUAGCUUUUCGUUCGAGACCAAUAUGUCGCCGAUAGCCGACGUGAUGCGUAACGUGUCACGCAAAUGUCAGAUGCUGCACGAAAAUGCAUCGUGUUACAUUUUUGUAUAACGAGUGCGAGAAAAUGUGCUAGAAGAAAGCUCAAGGGGCUUCGUGCCAUGCAUGUGUUUUGUUUUGUUUCAAUUUGGCGCGAAAUGUAUGGAUUUCUGAACUUUCUAAGCUUCAAUAAAAGUAUGUAUGCGUCUCUAUAACGCAAGAAAACAA